Triticum urartu is the source of this 1488-nucleotide messenger RNA. RefSeq names its product OVARIAN TUMOR DOMAIN-containing deubiquitinating enzyme 1-like. Gene Ontology annotation, cellular component: nucleus. Gene Ontology annotation, biological process: protein K48-linked deubiquitination. The record is from RefSeq and is a predicted model, not a curated record. Lineage: Eukaryota; Viridiplantae; Streptophyta; Magnoliopsida; Poales; Poaceae. Gene Ontology annotation, molecular function: cysteine-type deubiquitinase activity; ubiquitin binding.
AAACGACACGCACAUACCCUUUGUUUCGCCUGCGGCGAGAUCUCCGACUGCCACAAAAGCGAAGGUCUCCUCCGCCCGAAUCGAAGCCGUCGUCUCGAACUCCGUCCGGAGCCCACACCCACAACCUGUCACCCAGCCCCACCCCCACCCACCCAGACGCGAAGCUGGCGCGGGAGGCGGCCGACGCGAGCGCCCGCAAGCGCAAGGCGGCGGACGGCGGCGACACCGGCGCCACGGCUCCGGCCCCCGAGGACGCGGCCAUGGGCGACGCGCCCCCGCCGGCCCCCGCGCCGCUCGUCGAGGGGGGAGGAAGCGAUGGGGCGGGGCCUGACCCUAACUCGCACCGGUUGAGCCCGGAGACCGUGUCGGUGGAGCUCUCCAUGGGCGGGGACUACUACCACGCCUGCUGCGGCGACCCCGACCCCGACCCCAAGCCCGAGGGACCCCAGGUGCCGUACAUCGGUAACAAGGAACCUCUCUCCGCCUUAGCAGCAGAGUUCCAGUCUGGCAGCCCCAUUUUACAGGAGAAAAUAAAGUUGCUUGGUGAACAAUAUGAUGCUUUAAGACGAACACGAGGAGAUGGAAACUGCUUUUAUCGAAGCUUUAUGUUCUCCUACCUGGAACAUAUCCUUGAGACACAAGAUAGAGCUGAGGUUGAGCGCAUCCUAAAAAACAUUGAACAGUGCAAGAAGACACUUUCAGGUCUUGGAUACAUUGAAUUCACUUUUGAAGACUUCUUCUCUAUGUUCAUUGAGGAGCUGCAAAAUGUUCUGCAGGGACACGAAACUUCUAUUGGGCCUGAAGAACUUCUAGAAAGAACCAGGGAUCAAACGACUUCUGAUUAUGUUGUCAUGUUCUUUAGGUUUGUUACCUCUGGUGAAAUUCAAAGGAGGGCUGAGUUCUUUGAACCAUUUAUUUCUGGCUUGACAAAUUCGACCGUGGUUCAGUUUUGCAAGUCUUCUGUGGAGCCAAUGGGCGAGGAAAGCGACCAUGUGCACAUUAUUGCUCUGUCAGAUGCGUUAGGGGUGCCAAUCCGCGUGAUGUACCUGGACCGAAGCUCCUGUGACACAGGCAAUCUAAGUGUGAACCACCAUGAUUUCAUUCCUGCAGCCAAUUCCUCUGAAGGUGAUGCUGCAAUGGGAUUAAAUCCGGCUGAGGAGAAACCUUACAUUACUCUGCUCUACCGGCCUGGUCACUAUGAUAUUCUCUACCCAAAGUGAUCUCUGGCUGAUGAAACACCAAGGUUGAUUUUUCCCAUGAAUUCAGGUUGAGAAAACGUUGUCUAGAACCGUGUAGUUGUGUUGCUCCUGCAUGCUGCCAAAGGCGGCCUUACAAGAGGGAACUUGUGUGUUCUUGGGGCGUAAUCAGAGCAUGCUUUACUUAUCACUGCCCUCAAAUUCGAAGUUUUCCUUAUUGUAAGUGUACUCUAGCACAACGAUUUAACAUUGUGGUUGACUGUUGAGAAGACCCUCUGCAUAUCGUGACUAA